Pseudocercospora fijiensis CIRAD86 is the source of this 2856-nucleotide messenger RNA. RefSeq lists its product as uncharacterized. The transcript has 5 exons. The record is from RefSeq and is a predicted model, not a curated record. Gene Ontology annotation, molecular function: 5-oxoprolinase (ATP-hydrolyzing) activity. Gene Ontology annotation, cellular component: cytosol. Gene Ontology annotation, biological process: glutathione metabolic process. NCBI's taxonomy places the organism in Eukaryota, Fungi, Ascomycota, Dothideomycetes, Mycosphaerellales, Mycosphaerellaceae. Bases 1 to 2709 code for a protein of 902 amino acids.
AUGGGCAGCGUUGCACAAAAAACAGUACGCAUUGGCGUUGAUGUUGGAGCACAUCACAAGACCCCAACGACUCCCGAUGUCACGGAGGGGAUCGAAGCUGCGGUGCGAAAUGUCCUCCAGAAAUCCGGUCUCCCAUCCGAGAGCAUCGCAAGCGUUACAGUCGGCACAACACACUUCAUCAAUGCCGUAAUCGAGCAGGAUGCCCGUCGCCUUAGACGUGUUGCCAUAAUACGUAUCUCUAAGAGCUUCCUCCGCGAAGUCCCACCAUUCUCCGAGUUCCCGCCAGGUCUGACGAGCAUUAUCAAGGGCUACGUCGGCUAUGUUGAUGGAGGCCUGCAUAUAGAUGGGUCACAGGAAGCGCCGUUGGUCGAAGAGCAAGUCGUAGAAAGAUGCGCAGAAAUCAAGAAGCUGGGUCUGAGCUCCAUUGUUAUCGUGGGAGCUUUCUCUCCAAUCGAUGACCACUUUCACCAAGAAGACCGAGUGCGUGAUGUCGUGCUUCGCGAAAUUCCGGAAGCGGAUGUUGUCGUCUCGCAUGAAGUUGCGAACAUUGGUCUGUUGGAGCGAGAGAAUGCGGCUAUCCUCAAUGCCGCCAUCUUGAGAUAUGCAAAGAGGACCGUCAAAGGCUUUAGACGGGCGAUGAAAGCACUCAACCUGACUUGUCCGCUUUUCUUGACGCAAAACGAUGGCACCCUACUCGAUUCUGCCGCAGCUGCCAAGAUUCCGAUCAGAACGUUCUCUUCUGGUCCAACGAAUUCCAUGAGAGGUGCUGCGUAUUUGACAGGUCAUGAGACAGGUAGCCAGUCAGCCAUCGUUGUCGACAUCGGUGGAACGACGAGUGAUGUCGGCGUUCUCUUGCCCUCUGGACUACCCAGACAAGCAAGUGCGUAUGUCACAGUGGCUGGGGUGAAGGUAAAUUAUUCGAUGCCGUCGUUGCACUCCAUCGGUCUUGGUGGAGGUUCCAUCGUUCGACAGCAAGAUGGAAAGGUCACAGUUGGCCCGGAUUCUGUAGGACACUACCUCACACGCGAUGCUCUUGUGUUUGGCGGCAAAGUUCUCACCUCAUCUGACAUUGCUGCUGAAGAGCGAAUCAAGCAAUUACUCGAAGGGGCUGUGGACAUGAUCAAGACCUCACCAGAGCCGCUGCCUGUGCUUCUGGUUGGCGGCGGUGCUAUCCUGGCUCCCUCCUCUCUCAAAGGAGCAUCAGAGCUCAAACUACCACCGUAUCACGAUGUAGCAAAUGCUGUGGGAGCUGCCAUCUCAAAGGUCGGAGGAAUUGUCGACAUCAUUCAACAGAUUACAGACAUCUCCCAAACGCAAGCUGUUGAGAAAGCGAAAGAGAUGGCAAUCCAGAAAGCAGUGGAUGCAGGUGCUACCAAGGAGAGCAUCAUCAUUGCAGAAGUCGAGACCUAUCCUGUGAGCUACAUGGCUAACCAAUUACGAACGAUUGUCAAAGCAGUGGGCGAACUGGAUAUAAACAUGCAACCUUCUUCCCUCGACGAUGACGAGACAGAUGGUGAAGGCGGUGCACCUGAAGCAGCCAAGGACUUUGCCAUCAAAGUCGUGGAUGAGCCACCAGUCGAUCCUCGUACGUACAAGCCAACCAUCGUCAAGAACGAACAAGGCAUUCUGGAUCCAGCGGCCUCACGAAUCCAGCUUCGUGAUAUGCUGCGUGCUGGCUACAAGAUGCGUUGCAUCCGUCCUGAGGAUCUGCCAGAGCCCGGUAACAUUUAUUGGGGUGGCCAUAUGGGCUCUCCAGCGACGUCCAAUGAACGUCUUCAAUCUCUUGAGACAGUCAAGGCCUUUGAAGCACUUAUGGAGUAUGUCAAAGAUGACACGUUCGAUGCCGUCAUGGGCCUAGAGAUAGGUGGUGCAAACGGCAUUGAACCUUUCCUGGUUGGAUCGAGUCGCUUCUACGACCGCCCAGUCAUAGAUGCCGACUGGAUGGGUCGCGCCUAUCCAACCUACUGGCAGACCACGCUCGCUGUCCACGCACCAGGAGAGCUGGUUCCAUGUGUGAUCGAUUCUGGAGACGGCAAGACCAUCAUCAUGACCAAAGCCUCGAAUGAUGAAAUUGUCGAUCGUGCAUUACGAGCCAGCUGCGCAGAGAUGGGCUCUCGAGUCGGCAAAGCUGCGAGACCAACCACAUCCCAAAGAGUGAGAGAGUAUGUCAGUAACACGCUGUCUACCGUCGCAGAACAAAUCGUGGAACAAGUUGGAGGAACCAAAUCGGCUAAAGUCCUCUUCAGAGGCAAGAUCGUUGGCGUCGAAAGACGUCUUUUCAAAGGCCAUUCUUACGGUACCAUCACCAUCGCCUCCCUAAGCGCAAGCGAAGACGACGACUCUGCUGAUCUCAAAGCACAACGCCUGCCCGCAGUCAAAGAAUCCGGUACUCUUAUCAUCCCGUUCAAGAACGAGAACAUUUACGUCGAGCACGUCGACGAUGACGGCACGAAGAGCAUCAUCGCCAGCGUGCCAGAUCUGAUCUGUGUCCUCGACGCUGGCAGUGGCAAGAAUCUCGGGGUUCCUGAAUUCAAGUAUGGAUACCGAGUCUUCGUCAUAGGCAUCACUUGUAGUCCAAGAUGGUCCGACACGCCACGGGGAUUAGAGAUUGGUGGACCAGGCUCUUUCGGGUACCAUCAUAUCGAAUACAAGCCUUUGGGCGAGUAUGUGGAACCUAGGAGUGUGAUUGAAGAGUAUGCUCCGAAAUGAGAUGUAGGCCGAAUCUACCACAGGAGUUUGACUGCCUGUGGUAAUGGUCUCCGUCGAAGUGCCAUUUAUCAGCUAUCUGCCGGCCACGCCAUUGAGUCGUGAACGAUUGUCAAAGGCUGUGAAAUGUAAAAGCGUAUUUAAAGGCUG